AUGGUGGCUCCGGCCUUGACGGGCGCGAACUCGACGGGCGUACAGCCUUCAGCAAGCCGUCAACCUACCCGAUCCGCCAGCACCCACCCGUCGCAUUCCCAUAAUGUCCCCUUGAGCGCCCGAAGGUCCGAACCCCUCGAUUUGUCCACCGUCGAACGUCGAGGUCAGCCCAAUGCCCCCAGAGAGCCUAGCAAAAGAGUCCGCCCCCAUGGCCUACAGGAAGCUCCGACGUUCCGCCCAACGGAAGAAGAAUUCAAGGAUCCCUUGGAAUACAUUCGGAAGAUCGCGCCCGAGGGCAAGAAAUAUGGAAUUUGCAGAAUCAUUCCGCCGGAAAAUUGGCAGCCGCCAUUUGCGAUUGACACCGAGCGGUUUCAUUUCAAGACUCGUCGACAGGAGCUUAACUCGGUCGAAGGAGGAACCCGUGCAAACUUGAACUAUCUCGAUCAGCUGGCCAAAUUCCACAAACAACAUGGUACCAAUCUGAACCGAUUCCCGAGCGUCGACAAGCGCCCCCUCGACCUGUACAAGCUCAAAAAGGCCGUUGAGAUUCGUGGCGGUUUCGAUCAAGUCUGUAAAAUGAAGAAGUGGGCAGAGAUCGGUCGUGAUCUCGGGUAUAGCGGCAAGAUCAUGUCCUCCCUGUCAACUUCUCUCAAGAACUCUUAUCAGAGAUGGCUCCAACCGUAUGAGGAGUACUUACGUCUGGCUAAACCGGGAGUGCAGCAGCAACUGGAACUAGAACACGGUGGACCGUACACACCGUCUCCGCACCAGUCGCCGAUGGCGAAGAAGCCCGUGCUGUUUGAUCACAAUACACCAAUAGCAACCACACAGGCUUCCCUAAAUCUCCAAGCUGCUACUGGUUCACAGGGUACUCUGAAAGACGUAGAGGCUACCCCUGAUAAGCCCACCCCUCCGAUCGAAGCCGCACCUCCUCGGCCUACCGCAUCUGGUUUCACUGCUGUCAAUGCCAGCACUGGUGGCUUCACCGCAGUCAAUCGGUCUCCAUCCUUCGUCGCCGUGAACAGCGGUCCAGUAGUCAAACGCGAAACUGAAAAUGGGUCACUGACUCCGCAAAGUGUCGCCGAGCAUCCUCAGAGUUCGACUCCGGUACCCAAUGGCCAUGGCGGGCAUCCCAUGAAGCGCGCGAUCAGCCAUGACAGCGGCUCGCAGACAGAGGGUGCAGAGACAGAUGCAAGUGGGCGACGAAGUAAACGUCUUCGAAAAGAUGUUCCGCCUCCGCCUACUGUCGCUGGCUCCCACAUGAGUCUUCUCCGUCCUGCUCCACCUCGGGUUCGCAAGAGUGAUAGCCGGAAACUCGGUGAUAAAUGCGAAAUCUGCGGCAAGGGGGAGGAUCGUCCUUCCAUACUUGUGUGCGAUAGCUGCGAUCAGGGAUAUCACAAAAAUUGCCUGGAUCCGCCGCUAACGACUGUCCCGGAAUAUGACUGGCAUUGUCCCAAGUGUCUUGUAGGCACCGGCGAGUUUGGCUUCGAGGAAGGCGGCGUUUAUUCUCUCAAACAAUUCCAGGAGAAGGCAAACGGUUUCAAGAACAGUUAUUUCGCUUCCAAAAUGCCUUUCGACCCGGUCCUCAACACUCAUCGGCGAGAGUCUGAGGACGACGUCGAGCGCGAAUUCUGGAGGCUUGUUGAAAGCUUGACCGAAACUGUUGAAGUCGAAUAUGGCGCCGACAUCCAUUCAACUACGCAUGGCAGUGGUUUCCCAACCAUUGAACGGAAUCCCCUUGAUCCCUACUCAACUGAUCCCUGGAACUUGAAUGUCCUCCCUUUCUAUGGCGAUUCGCUUUUUCGUCAUAUUAAAUCUGACAUCUCGGGCAUGACAGUGCCCUGGGUUUAUGUCGGCAUGUGUUUCUCAACUUUCUGCUGGCACAACGAAGACCACUAUGCGUACUCAGCCAACUACCAGCAUUUUGGUGCCACCAAGACCUGGUACGGCAUUCCGGGGGCUGAUGCAGAGGCGUUCGAGGAGGCAAUGCGCCAGGCGGUUCCAGAGUUGUUUGAGGGCCAACCGGACCUGCUCUUCCAGCUUGUAACUCUGAUGCCACCGGAUCAGCUCAAGAAGGCUGGUGUAAACGUCUAUGCGCUCGACCAGCGAGCUGGGCAAUUCGUUAUUACCUUCCCUCAGGCGUACCACGCUGGUUUCAACCAUGGGUUCAAUUUCAACGAGGCUGUCAACUUCGCCCCUGUGGAUUGGGAGCCGUGGGGUGCAAUGGGCGUAGAGAGACUUCAGGCCUUCCGUCGGCACCCGUGUUUCUCCCACGACGAACUGCUGCUUACGGCUGCCGCUCGUGAUACGUCAAUUAAAACAGCUAAAUGGCUCGCUCCCGCCCUUCAGAGGACAUGCAACCGUGAGCUUGCGGAAAGAUCCGCAUUCUUUGGUCGGCAUAGGGAGAUAGCACCGCACAAGUGCGCACUCGGAUCCCAGGACCCGUCGGCGUCAGGUGACUGCCAGCUCAAGUUCUUAGUUGAAGAAGAAGAUCUUCCAGAAGAAGAUUAUCAAUGUCAAUAUUGCAAAGCCUACGCAUAUUUGACCCAGUUCCGUUGCCAUAAGACGGGCAAGACAAUGUGUUUGCUGCAUGCGGAGACCUACGAUUGUUGCGGAGAGACCGUCGCUCAACGACUCUCGGGACCAGACCAUACCCUUCGCUACAGAAUGAGCGACGACACAUUGAAAUCCCUGGUACACAAAGUUCAGGAGCGUGCCAGGAUUCCGGAAACGUGGGGGGAGAAGCUCGAUAAGGUUCUGGAAGAUGAGCCGAAGCCCCAACUGAAGGUCCUUCAUAGCCUACUAAGCGAAGGUGAGAAAAUCCCAUACCAUCUGCCUGGCCUCCAAGAUCUAGCGGCCUUCGUCCAGCGCUGCGAUAAAUGGGUUGAGGAAGCAACCAAUUAUAUUACCCGGAAGCAGCAAAACCGGAGGAAAAACGAGAAGGCUUGGCGCAAGAGUACUUCGAAGGCCGCGCAGCUGGAAGAACGCGAUCGUGAAGUUCGCAAGAUAGAAACUAUGUACGCCCUUCUUGCAGAGGCUGAUAAACUUUCCUUCGACUGUCCACAGAUGGCGGCUCUGGAAGAGAAAACCCGCGAGAUCGAGAAAUUCCGCCAGGACGUUAACGCUGCCCUCAUGAACCCCCAUGUCCGGUCGAUCCAGGAAGUAGAAGAUUUGGUGGAUUUGGCCCGCAAUUUCAACGUGGAAAUACCCGAGGUGGAAGGAUUAGAGCAUGUUCUUCGACAAAUGAGGUGGAACGACGAAGCACGUCGCAAGCGUGAUCAAUAUUUGACUCUGAAGGAGUGCCAAGAACUUAUUCAGGCUGGCGAACAAUUGGGACUUUCGGAAACCAACGAGCAACUCAGUCAUUUUAAGGAAUUGUGCCGUCAUGGUGAGACUUGGGAAGCCAAGGCCAAGGAGUUGAUGUCUGUAGAAUCGGUCCACUAUCAACAACUGGAGGCUUUGUCUGCGCAGGCACUACGCUUCCCUGUUUCUCCCGAGACGCUCACUGCGGUCGAUGCCAUAUUAACGAAACAACGGGAAGCACAAAAGAAAAUUCAAAGCCUCUAUGAGCGAAGCCGGGAUCCAGACUUUCGGAAACGUCCUAAAUACAAAGAAAUUCGGGAUCUCAUGGAGUCACUGGAAGCUUUGAACAGCCGUCCCACAGGUGCAAUCGACCUGGAGCGGGAGCAAAAGCGUCAUGAGGACUGGAUGCGGAAAGGGAAAAAACUAUUUGGGAAGGCCAAUGCGCCAUUGCAUAUCUUGAAGUCGCACAUGGAGUAUGUCGAAAAGAGAAAUUCAUAUUGCUUCGAUCUAGAAGAUCGCUGUCGGCCACCUGUGGAACCAGCGUCUCGAGACAACACUCCGGAUGGCCUGCUGGAGAAUCAUACCGCCAGUACGAGCAUGUGGGGUGGUGGCAAGUCUCGGAAGAGGGAUGUCUUCUGCAUUUGCAGGCACUCUGAAGCUGGGAUGAUGAUUGAGUGCGAGGUUUGUCACGAAUGGUACCAUGGUAAAUGCUUAAAGAUCGCUCGAGGCAAAGUCAAGGAAUUCGAUAAAUACACCUGUCCCAUCUGUGACUGGCGCCAAAAGAUUCCUCGCGAUGCUGCGCGUCCGAAGCUCGAGGAUCUGCAAGACUGGCAGGCUGAAAUCCCGAACCUUCCGUUCCAGCCUGACGAGGAAGAGAUUUUGGAAAACAUCAUUAAUCAGGCAACCACCUUCCGUGACUUCCUCCAGAGCUUCACCAAUGCUGCCUGCACUACCACAGAAGAAGUCCCCACGUUGAUCUUCUACCUGCGCAAAAUCGAGGGUGCUGAGGUGUUGUUGGCUUAUGAGACGAACUUCUUCCGUCAAGAGAUCCAUAAAUGGGCACCUGUUGCACCAGAAGCACCCCCGAUCCUGGAGCAAUCCCUCUCGACGCGUAAACCGCGCCCAACCAAGCAGCAGAAGAUCAUGGCGCAAUUGGGCGUGGAACGUCCAGAAGACCUUCCUCCACAUCUACGUACGAAGCAGCCCAACCAUGCGAAACGCAAGUCUAUCGAGGCUCAAACGCCUCGGCCUGCAAUUCUCCAGCCAAACCCUCAUGCUCCUGGUGACGACCCUAACGCCAACGGGCCAACAUUGACUCCCAUGACUGAGGCUCCCAAUCCACCAUACCCUUUCUCGGCUAAUUAUACUCUCCCUGCAAGUGACUCUACGCCAGCAUUUGCCCCCGCGCACUCCGCUUUUCUGCCUCACAUCGCAGCACACUCUCCCUCGUUUCCACGAUCUCCAUCGCCGCAUCAAGGGCUUGAUACUACUCUCUUUAGCUCCCCCCGUUUCAAUCGCGAUCCUGCAGAAGGGCCUCCGGGAGUUGACAUCGGCAAUGAAAAUCCUUUCGACAGCAGUCCUCGGCAGAACUUGGAUGAUGUCUUCGCGGAUUUGACUAACCAAUAUGUGGAACCUGAUCCUGAGCUAGAAUCGGAGCUCAUGGAGAACACGCAUGCCAAUGAAGCACUAGAGGCUCUUGAUGCGAUUAAUGGAGGAGACCACUCCGGGGAUAUUCAGCACGAAGAUGCUCAUGACCCUGACGUCGACGGUGACAUCAAUGGCCACGAGGGCCUCGAAGGUCCUGCAGACAACAAUCCUUGA
Aspergillus clavatus NRRL 1 is the source of this 5124-nucleotide messenger RNA. RefSeq names its product putative PHD transcription factor (Rum1). Gene Ontology annotation, cellular component: nucleus. Gene Ontology annotation, molecular function: histone demethylase activity; DNA binding. Lineage: Eukaryota; Fungi; Ascomycota; Eurotiomycetes; Eurotiales; Aspergillaceae. Bases 1 to 5124 code for a protein of 1707 amino acids. The transcript is spliced from 6 exons. Gene Ontology annotation, biological process: chromatin remodeling. The record is from RefSeq and is a predicted model, not a curated record.